Messenger RNA from Aquila chrysaetos chrysaetos, 1898 nucleotides. It is a transcript of the gene MUS81, whose product is annotated as MUS81 structure-specific endonuclease subunit. Lineage: Eukaryota; Metazoa; Chordata; Aves; Accipitriformes; Accipitridae. Gene Ontology annotation, biological process: resolution of meiotic recombination intermediates; mitotic intra-S DNA damage checkpoint signaling; double-strand break repair via break-induced replication. Gene Ontology annotation, molecular function: crossover junction DNA endonuclease activity; DNA binding; 3'-flap endonuclease activity. The record is from RefSeq and is a predicted model, not a curated record. Gene Ontology annotation, cellular component: nucleus; Holliday junction resolvase complex.
AGAGGAGCGGCGAGUCCUCCAGAGCAGCCGAGCGGGGCCUCCGGGCUGCCUAGAGAGGGCAGCGAGUCCUCCAGAGCAGCCAAGCGCAACUUCCGGGUAUCGCAGAGCGGUCCCGCCGUAAGAACACUUCCCGGUUAGAGCUGGCCGCUGUACCGGCAGCGGGAGCUCCCGGUGACCUGCCGCCCCCCCCCCCCCGCCAUGCUGGAGGCCUCCGCCCGCCGCCGCCGCCGCCGCCCCCGCCGCCCCCCCAACCCCCUCUUCACCCGCUGGCUCCAGGAAUGGCGGGACGAGGCCGCCGGGACGCGGGCGAGGGGCACCUACGAACGGGCGCUGCGGUCGCUGUCCCGGUACCCGCUGCCCCUGCGCUCGGGGAGGGCGGCCGCCGUCCUGCGGCACUUCGGGCCCGGGCUCUGCCGCCGCCUCGAGAUCCGCCUGCGGCAGCACCGCGCCGAGCAAGGCCUGCCCCCCAGCCCCCCAGCAGGGGGUAGGGUGCCGGAGAGCCCCCUGACUCCACCCACACGCCACUCGCCCCGUGACUACCGGCCCCUCCCCCGCUCGGGGGCCCACGCCCUCCUGCUGACUCUGCACAAGAGCUCAGAGCCCCUCCCAGAGGCGGAGCUUCUACAGCAGGCUCAGCCCCUCUGCGACCGGCCUCUGAUCCCGACAGCCCCCGAGGGGGCUCUGGGCACCCUCCUCCACCGGGACCUGCUGCACCGGAGUGGCCGCCGCCCCCCCCGGUACUCGCUGACCCCUCGAGGUCAAAUCCUGGCCCAGCGAUUGGCUGCUGCUGCUCUGGAAGCCCCGCCCCCAGCGGGGGGGACUGAGGAAUCUGGGGAGGGUCCCCAGUUGAGGGGGGGACACCCCCCCCUUUCCCCCUCCCCCCUGUGUGACCCCGAGGCGGAGUUCGAGCUGAGACCCGGCGAGUUCGACAUUGUCCUCUGCGCCGACGUCUCCGAGGCCAGCGGGCGGGGUCCCGCGGGGGGGCGGGUCCCGGCGCUGCUGCGGGGGCGGGUCCGGCUGCUCCUGCGCCGCCUCCACGUCGGCGACUUCCUCUGGGUGGCCCGCGAGAAGGACCCGCCCCCAGGCGCCCCCCCCCGGGAGCUGAUGCUGGACGUGGUGGUGGAGCGGAAAGCGGCGGCGGAUUUGGGGAACAGCCUGACCGACGGGCGCUACCGGGAACAGAAGUUCCGGCUGGGUCGCUGUGGGCUGCGCCAGCCCGUUUACCUGCUGGAGGAACCGCGGGAGGGCAAGGAGCUGCCCUUCCCCCUCCCCGUCCUGCGCCAGGCGGCCGUCAGCACCCAGGUGGUGGACGGUUUCUUCGUAAAGCGAACGGGGGGGCCCCAAGAAACGGCCGCGUAUUUGGGAGUGCUGGGGGAGCAGCUGGAGCGUCGCUAUGGGGGCCGGGUGCUGCGGGCGUGGUGGGGGGACGUUACCGCCCGGGCCCCCCCCGAACCCCCUGGGGUCCCCUGCGCCCUCCUGCCCUUCCAGCGCCUGCGCUCGGAGGGGGGCAAGAACCAGGCUCAGACCGUGGGUGACGUCUUUGCCCGGCAGCUGCUCCAGCUGGGGGGGGUCAGCGGGAGGAGGGCGGCCGCCGUCCUGCGCCGCUUCCCCACCCCCGCCAGCCUCAUGGCCGCCUACAGCAGCUGCCCCCACCCCCGAGAGCGCGAGACCCUGCUCAGCACCGUCAAGUGCGGCCCCCUGCAGAGGAACUUGGGUCCCUCCCUCAGCAGGUCCCUGGCCCAGCUCUACAGCACCCCGGGGCCACUGCCGUGACGGUGACGCCUCGUUGUCACCCCUCCUUGUCACCGCCCCCCCUUGCCACCACCUUUGUCACCCCUCCUCGUCACCCCCCCCAUCACCCUCUGCGUUGUCACCUCUCCUUGCCGCCCCCCCUUAUC